This is a messenger RNA of Arabis nemorensis, 1620 nucleotides long. Lineage: Eukaryota; Viridiplantae; Streptophyta; Magnoliopsida; Brassicales; Brassicaceae. The record is from the annotation of a GenBank genome assembly.
AUGGAUGAACGAGCUUCGAAACGUGCGAAAACAACAGUUGCUAAGAAUCCAACCGGUCUCUCUGGGCAAUCUUCUGUUCUUAUUCCUGGUGUGAACAAUUCUUUGGAUACGAUAGGCUCCAAAGGUCUUGUCAAAAAGUUUGAGUUCAUUAGGAUAAUCACUGAAGCACUUAUCUCGCUCGGAUUUGACGACAUUGCAGCCCUUUUAGAGGAAAAGUCUGGCAUUCCUCUGCUCAGUCCUAUUGUUAAGCAGUUUCUGAAACUAGUCGAAGAUGGAGAAUGGGACAAAUCCAUCAAUGCAUUGCAGGGAUUUCAACUACAAGAGCAGAAAGUUGAAAAUGCUGUGAAAUUCUUGCUACUAGAGCAGAAGUUCUUUGAAGUUUCGAAGAUAAGAAAUGGUGUUGAUGCUCCGGAAAUUUUAAAGGAGAUGAUGCGUCUUGAUGUUGACAGUAAACACGUCCAUAAGCUCGCGUACCAACUUCUAUCACCUGGUGAAUAUACAGAAAAUGUGAAUUCAAGGUCUGAGAUUGUGAAGAAACUGCAAGACUUGUUUCCUCCUGGAGUUAUAAUCCUGGAAAGGAGGUUGGAGUGUCUCAUAGAGAGGAGCCUUGAAUAUCAGGUGUAUGACUGUGGUUUCCAUAAUGUUCCGGAUAGUGAGUUGUCCAUAUGCUAUGAUCAUGAUUGUGAGGAUCAUAAAAUUCCUUCGGAGACUGUACAGACAUUGGAGGAGCAUACGGAUGAAGUCAGGUUCUUGAAAUUCUCACAUAAUGGCAGAUACUUGGCGUCUUCCAAGGAUAAAUCAGCAAUAAUAUGGGAGAUCAAUGCAGAGGGGAAGUUUUCGCUGAAGCAUAAACUUGAGGGCCACCAGAAUCCCGUGGUAGAAGUUUUAUGGAGUCCUGAUGAUCGACAAGUAAUUACAUGCGGAGAAAAUGAGGUUAUCAGGAGCUGGGAUGUUGAUUCAGGAGCAUUUGUUUGCUCGUAUCAUCCAAGAAAUGGUGUUGGUUCCGUUUCUUGUGGAUGGUUUCAUGAUGGUUCAGGUAUUAUUGGUGGAAUGGCAGAUAGGCGCAUCUAUUUGUGGAAUUUAAAGGGGGCCGAGAUAGAGCACAAGCAAGGCCAACAGGCACUAAAGCUUUCUGAUGUAGCCAUGACGACUGAUGGGAAGUGGCUUGUAAGCGCGGGAAGGGGGAUCUCAUUGUUUGAUAGAGAAACCAACAGAGUUGAGAAAGUUAUUGUAGAGGAAGACAUUAUUACCUCGUUCUCUCUGUCGAAUGACAACAGGUAUCUUCUGAUCAAUCUCAUUAAACAGAAGAUCCAUCUCUGGAACAUUCUAGGUAAACCAAGGAAGAUUUCGGGAUUCGUUGGCCACGGCCACAAGACUAGUCAGUUUAUUAUCAGGUCUUGCUUUGGUGGCUAUGACGAAGAUUUCAUCGCCAGUGGAAGUGAGGAUUCUAAGGUAUACAUAUGGCACAGAACAGAAUCGAAAAAACCUUGUCGAGUAUUGUCAGGACACUCAGGAGCUGUGAACUGUGUGAGUUGGAACCCGAUGGAUAUGCAUAUGUUGGCCUCAGCGAGCGAUGAUGGAACAAUUCGGAUUUGGGGAAUUGACAAGAACUUGAACUGA